UAUUGUCUCAAGUCGGUUCAAAUAAUUAAUGAUUUAUCAGCUGACCCCGUUUAAUUAUUCACUGCUCAGUUUGCUUUAGUCACAAUAAUGCUAAACUCUCUUAUUUUUUGCUCAAUUUUCGUUUUAUUGCCACAUUAUGGAAACACAGACAGAGAAUAUUAUUGGAAGGAAUACACCGAUGGGUUAAUCCCACCUGACGCUUUUCCUGGUGGAAAGGCCUUAAGUGGUUGUGACACCUACAUUGGACAAGCAUACAUCCACGGACAAGGCCUUUACAUUGUGCAAAUUUUUCCCGGAAAAAAGCAAGUCGACGCUGCUUGGAACGGCGUAAAAAAGGCCACCAACGAUAUUAAAAUCUUGUGUACCGAAAAUCCUGAAAAUUUUGAGUGGAUGCCAACGUCCAGUCAGUUGUACCAUUUUAAUACCACGAGGGUACAACCAGUACCAGGAGGGUACGAUUUUGUGAACAACGAUGGGCUUUUCCAUGUUGGUAGAUUGGCGUAUCAAGGAGUCGUAAAAAUUGGGGGCAUUUGGUCGUCACAAAUUGAAAAGGCCGAUUUUUAUUUUGGGCAUGACAAUGCCCUCAAGAAAGCCACUUUGUACGAAGCGCUAGUCUAUCGCAAAGUGGUUUAUGAUAUCGAUGUUCGGACAAAUUAGGACACAAAAAUACUGCUAGUUUUUGUCAUUUCUUGUUUGUAAAUAAAAUGGGUAAACCCCUACGAUUAAACCUGACCUUACAUUAAUAAAGAGUAGAUAAUUGUCGCUUCAUUUAAUCAUUUUGUUGCAAACACAGCUAUGAAAUACCCACUCUUGGUUUCCUUCUUCUUGUUACUGCUACGUUUGAUUUCAGUUCAUUGUGACAUAGGUUACUAUUGGAGGGACUUUUCAAACUCAAAAAUCCCCAAAGAUGCCUUCCCUGCUGGGAAAGACCUGAACGGGAAAAACACCUACAUUGGACAAACCCUUUUACACACUUUUGGCUUUUUCGUAAUGCACAUUAUUCCAUUUAGUAAACAAAAUACUGUUGGUUUUUACAGUGUGGUAAAACCAAGCCCAGUCCAAAAGAUUUUAUGUUCAAAAAAUCACGACAAAUUUUCGUGGUAUCCGACAAGUGCCAAAACUUUUCACUUGGACACUACAGAAAAACAUGCAGUGAUAGGGGGUUACGAUCAUGUUGAUGCUUCUAGAGGGAUGUUACAUGUAGGUCGUGUGAUGUUUGAUGGAAGUAUAAAAAUUGGGAGUGUUAAAGGAUACGCAUUGCAAAAUGCGGAACUUUUAUUCAGUUCAAAUAACGUUAUAAAAACAGCCUCAUCUUACGAAGUGUUGCUGUUUGACAACAGUGGUAUUGCCAAUGAUAGGAAAAAUGUAACCAACUAUUGUACCGAUUAAAUAAAAUGUUUAAAACAAGAAAAAAAAUUAUCGCGUUAAUUGACCCCGUCACCUUUGGUAAAUCCAAAUGAUUUUCUCUUUAGUCUCGUUAAAACCGUUCAGUGAUGAUCAACUCGUGGCGUCUUGUUGUUGUAUUUUUCAUUCAAGCAAAUGCGUUUGAUGAAAAAGGCUACUACUGGAAGGAAUACACCGGUGUUAUUCCUCCAGACGCCCUUCCAGGCGGCAAAGACUCAAACGAUGAGGACCUAUUUAUCGGACAAGCUUACAUCCACAACCAUGGUCUUUACGUUGUGCAAAUUUGUCCCGGAACAAUGACCGUCAAUGCUGGUUGGUGGGGUGUCAAGAAAGCAACAAACGAUAUUAAAAUUUUGUGUGCCAAAAAACCGGAAAAUUUUGAAUGGGUGCCGUCGUCCCAAACAACGUUUCAUAAAGACAUGGUCAACAAAACCCCAGUGCCUGGAGGUUACGAUUUUAUCAACAACGAUGGAACUAUGCACAUUGGGCGUAUAAGGUACCAGGAGUUUGUGAAAGUUGGAGGGAUCUGGUCGGCGAAAAAAGACAACUCUUGGCUGUACUUCGAUUACAACAAUGUUUUAAAACGAAUUUCGAUGUACGAAGCUUUGGUUUAUAACGAGUCAAAAUAAAUACUUGAUGUGUU
Messenger RNA from Tribolium castaneum (red flour beetle), 2047 nucleotides. RefSeq lists its product as uncharacterized. NCBI's taxonomy places the organism in Eukaryota, Metazoa, Arthropoda, Insecta, Coleoptera, Tenebrionidae. The record is from RefSeq and is a predicted model, not a curated record. The transcript is spliced from 6 exons. Bases 1494 to 2033 code for a protein of 179 amino acids.